AUGACGCCCGUCCGUAAACCCCCCUCGAUCUCCGUGAAGACAGAUGAAACAGCUGAGGGAUUCAAGAUGCAUCAGCCCACCUAUCAGCGGUUGUUCCAAACGGCCUUGCUCGUCGUCUACUGUAUAGGAGCCACGGCACCUUUGGGAGCUCGAAGUCAACGGCGCUUGCCAGAGAGGCCAAUUGUGUCCAUCUACUCUUCGCCCAGCUCUGGGCUCAUCGACACCUUUUGGGAUCCUGAAGGUCCUAUCAAUUUGGAGAACCAAUUAGCUUUGCUAAGGCUUGAAGUGACGCACUUCGCUGGCAAGCCUGUCGGCGUUCCGAUUGAGAAAUCCGCGACGGCCUUCGUCCUUCCCCCGCUCUCCGGAGACGACCUGUACUCGGAAAUUGAGGAUGUGGAGGAACUCAGGUCAUUUGUCAAAUCUGGUGGUCUCGUAAUCGUUCAUGACUCGCUGCGGCUCCCUCGCGCGACGCAAGACCUUGUCGCCGACAUCCUCGGCUACAACGGCAUCUGGCAGUACUGCGAAUCUGUUACAGACAACACCCGUCAUGCUCUGGACACCGCAAUCUCUUCAACCACCUACGCCCGCGACUUUUUGGACGUGCAGUGGCCAACUCAGCUGGAGGACGUUCGUACCAUUCAGGUUCACAGCUGGUGCAAGCACGAGGAUCCGGACGCGUUGUCGUACCCGCUGUACACCCUGGGUGGGGACUCCAUGAAGGUGGUGGCGCAGGCCUUCACCCGGGUGGGCUCCUCCGGUGCUGUGGUGUGGCUGGGUUACAGCUGGCAGGACGGGCCGCAGCAGGGCUGGGGCGAGAUGCUGGGCCGAGUCAUUGACGGCUUCCACCAAGCCCUCGCCUUCGACGCCAUCCGCCCCGUCGCCCUCGCCUUCGACGCCAUCCGCCCCGUCGCCCUCGCCUUCGACGCCAUCCGCCCCAUCACCCUCGCCUUCGACGCCAUCCGCCCCGUCGCCCUCGCCUUCGACGCCAUCCGCCCCGUCACCCUCGCCUUCGACGCCAUCCACCCCGAGACCGCGCGGCGCUUCCUGUGGUUCCGAAACUUGACUGCACAUGGCGUUCAGGGUGCAAGCAGGCCUGUUGUUUGGUACGACGACAAAGAUUUCAAUGCCCAGCUCAACUUGCACUACAACAACAGCAAGCUGUGGCUGAUUAAUCGUGACCUGCAGCAGUCGCAGAAGCAAUGCGAUAAGCAGCCGCCGUGCCGUGUGUGCCAGCGAGCUUGGUACCCCUACAACGGCAGCCGCACUGUGGUCUUGUACUUCCGCGAGCCCGUUGUCCUCAAGCGGAUUGCCGUUCUGGAGCUAGCGGGCAAGGCUGUGGAGGAGAUUUUCCUGCUCGGCUGGCCUGCCGUACCUAUCCAGAAACUGGGUCUCAACGUAACGCGACUGUAUGACAACGUGACGUACGACGACGUCUUUACACGCUUCACUCGUCGCCGGCUCAGCGUCUGUGCCACGCAAGUCGAGGCGAUCGUCCGAGGCCCCCGCGAGGAUGUUCCGGAUCGGGUGCCAUUACCUCGCGUGUACAACCAGUCGUACCUGCCACCCGCCUUCCGCGAUCGUGCAGUCGGCGGUGUCGGGAUUCGGCUGGCGACGGUGCCCCACGGUAAGGUGCGGUACCAAAUUGGCGAGACUGCUGUAGCUGCCGCGGAUCCGAUGAAGCAGCCGGUCGAGCAUUCUGAGGUAGCGGCGCCGGCCUGGUCCGCGGACUUGGCGGCCGAGGGAGCUCUUCAGUGCCUCAUGCAGUUUGCAGUCAGGCCCCUGACUUUAAGUUUGCACCCAAGCAAGGGGCUGUCGGUGGCAGGUCGCGGACCUCCCAACUACAUGUAA
Volvox carteri f. nagariensis is the source of this 1848-nucleotide messenger RNA. RefSeq lists its product as uncharacterized. Lineage: Eukaryota; Viridiplantae; Chlorophyta; Chlorophyceae; Chlamydomonadales; Volvocaceae. The record is from RefSeq and is a predicted model, not a curated record. The transcript is spliced from 13 exons. Bases 1 to 1848 code for a protein of 615 amino acids.